GACACAGCGAGGGUGCAAGGGGGGGCAGAGAGACAGUAGAAAAGAGCAAGAGCGACAGAAGGCGGUGAGAGAGAGAGGAGGGGGUUGUUGAGGGGGUCAGAGCGAUGAGACGAGGCAGAUAGACGAGGAAGAGAAAGAGAGAGGAGAACCUGUCAUCUGCACACUGCUUCCUUUUUUCCGCAGCUCAGCCCCGUCUGUCGGCUGCCUGGCGGGGAUGACGGGUGGCUCGUUUUCAAGGCGCACGGUUAUCUGAGCGAUGCUCGCGGCGGCGUUGACAGAAUCGGAGGCGGCAUCUUCGGCCACUUUCCUCAGUGGAGCAGCCUCCUCUACUGUUCCCCUUCUGAUGAGCCUCAGAGUGAAAGACCCCCGCUGAUAGAGGCUUCUCUCUGUCAAGACAGUGCCAUGUGCGAUUGGCCAGCACGCCCCUUGGCAGUGGCAUCGCCCCGGAUUUGGCGAGAAGCGCUUCCUCUCGCUCGUUCUCCUGCGCUCCUCCGGGAAUCUUUUUCAGGAUUUAUCUCAUCCUGCUGGAUGGCAGCGAGCUCUCUGCCUCUCUGAGAGAAGAGUCCGCAGAGAAAAGCCACGGAUAAGACGUAAAAUAAUUAUCCAAUCACGGCACAGGGAGGCAGACUGGGUUCCCUUAGCAACAACCGAGGGAGAAGUCGUUUUCUCUUUCUGCUUGUUUUUUUUUUUUGUGGGGGCACACCCCUGUGGACUGCUGGGGGUCAAGGGUUGCGUGACUAGUGCCGACCAAAUUUCAGGAAGAGUUUCUGCUUUUCAACUGUAACUGUGUCUGAUCUAUGCUAUGAUUUCUACCACGAGUCACGUUUCGUGGGCUUAGAAAUCAAUUCAUCCUGAUCCCACGCCACCUGGAAUAAAUCCUUCUUUGGGGUGGGGGGAUUGGAUUCUCUAGGAAAAAACCUCCACCUGCCUGCCUAUGAGAGAAAGACACCAUUAUUAAGUUUUCACCGGUAAAGAAAAUGGAUCUUUGAUUUUGAUCUCGGAUGUCUUCGUUUUUUUUUGGAAUACUCGUUUUUUCAUACCCAACAUAAAGAUAUAGAAGACAAGAAUUGGGGGUGCUGGAUAACAGUUUUCUACGGUAGAAUGACACAAUAUUACAAUGUUCUACAAGUGGAAGAGGGCUCAAGCCGAAGCCCAAGUAUAGAAAGAUGUUUUAAAUAGCCUCUCCUUUAAAACAAUUCUAGUUGUACACGCUGACACAUGAGAUGAGUUGGCUCAGCGCGAUUAUGUAAGAUUUUCAUUCCAGCCUCGGCACAUGUUUUUUUUUUUGUGCCUCUUUCUUUUUUUCCCAUGGAUUUACUGUGUUUGAUUUCCCUCGUGCUCGCUUUCCCACCGUUUUCGAACGGACGUCUUGGAUGUCAGCGAGUGACCCUGAGGCGAGGAAAGGCGUUUUGGUCGUCUGGGUGCUUUUAAGAUGUUGAGGUCUCCCUGCGUGGCCGGGGCCCCUGUUCGGAUCAGUAGCACUGAGGCUCUUCGUAGCCAAAGACAUGGACCCCGACUCGGCUCCCCCACGCCCUCAGCCUGUUGGCCACUGGCCCCACGUCACCUUGUGAAGGAUGUCCCUCAGCAGAGCUCCGGCCCGGGACACCUCUGAGACCCCCAGCCCGAGAGAACGCAUCCGCAGCCACAUGAAGAUGGUGAUUGACCAGCUGGAAGGAAUCCUCAGAGAGCUAAAGGAUGUGGCCAAGGAACUCCGGGAGGUGGUGGGUCAGAUCGACAAACUGACGUCGGACUUUGACUUCGACCUGGAGCAAGAUGACUGGACGGUGGCGACAGCCAGCAGCACGUCCAGCAGCGAGCGCGGCCUCGGGGAAGCCUUCCGCCUGGACUUCCUCAACGCUGACGUGCUGUCCGACAGCUGGGAGUUCUGCAGCUACCUUGAGGCCGCCGGCGCUUGCGCCCGUGUGCCCGGGGAACCGGUUAUGGGCUACCACAGGCCACAGCCAGGUCGUGGGACCAUACCCACCCAGACCCCCACCCCGCCUCCCACCGCCACCGCCUCCGUCUACUCCCAGAUGAACGGCGGGCUGCCCAUCCCUAACGGACCUCGCAUUAUCACUCCGGAUUCAUCCAGCGAGGAGGCCAGCAGCUCCACACACUCCCACAAGACGAGGGAGAGGGUCCGCUUCAGCGACAAAAUUCUCUACCACGCCUUGUGUUGCGACGACGACGACGAAGAGGAGCAAGAAGACCUAACAGACGACAAAAGCGGCUGCGCCACGCCCGACAGCGAUGGCGAGCAGAGCCUCUUAGCCGAGCCGGUCGCCCCUAAACGUUCUUCCUCCGAGCACUCGCUACUCUAUAACUGCCUCGACCCUUCUUACGUCCCCUCGUCGGCGAGAAGCAUGAUGGGAGCACACACGUUACCCAGGAAAGGCCUCCUGAACCCUGGCUGCCGCAAAAAACUGCUCCGAAACAGCAGCACGCAAACUGUGUCGGAUAAGAGCACCCAAACUGUACUGCCCUAUAUUCCAAACAAACAGAAAGCAAAGGAGCACUGAGCCAACCCUCCAUUUAUCAUACGUCUCACCACCAAGGACUGUGCAUUAUUUAAUAUUAAAUACAUAGCUAAUAGAUUAAUACACAAAUAAAUCAAUUACUAAAUAAAUAAAUGAUAUAUGGGAAAAAUCACUCGCCUUCGUAAAGUCAUUCCGAGAGAUGAAAGUGAUUUUGAAUUGGAAUUCCGAGGUCUAAAGCAAUCGUUUGGACUUUUUAGGCGUUGAAAUGGCUCCGUUUUCCUCAUUAUGCAGCCGGAGAAACAUGAGACAAAACAGCUUGUUGCUUUUAAUGUGCCUUUAAAAAGCUUCAUGUGCAUUUUUUUCCCACACAUCCACACGCACACGUUUUCAACAUCAAACAAGUCCCACAACAACAAACUGCAUUUUAUUGUACCGCGGAAUCUCAAAAGUCAAUUUGUUCUGCGUUUCAAAUAAUGUUUCCCACGGGAAACGACGCAAAGAGAAUUAAUCUGUCGCCGACACGCAACCUUUAUUUAAUGUACGGGCAACGUUUUAAGCAACACUUUUGACUUUUUAAAAUGUCAUACAAACAAAGAUAAGUUAACCAAAAAAAAAAAAAACAACCAAAAUGAAUCAAAACUGCUCCCCUUUGAAGACACCUUCAGGGACCAGGAGGGGUUGCGGAGCGACACGGCUCCCCUGGCGACGUUUUAUAACUGCUACUGGACUUAAUAGUAAUUCUGCUAAUUAAGUUAAAUCUUGAAUAAUUUGAAAGUGUUGGCUUUAAAAUGGAACGAACAUACACACGGGUUAUUAAGCCUGAUGCUACGUGCUAUUUCAGUGUGGUCAUCGUGAGUUUGUGUUUGCAAUUAAGUUUAAGUGAGUUAAAAAAAAAAUAUCCUGAUCAGUGGUUAUCGUCUCACUGCUGUAACAGUAAAAAUAAGUGAACUUCUCGAUAACCAAACUUAAAAUUGUGUACACUCGCCCUGCGGGGUUCAAAUUUCACGGCUUCGCUAUCUCACGGUUUUCCAAACUAUUCAGUAAAUCAUGUUGUUUCAUGGAUGAACACGGCCUAUUACUAAAAGAAAAUGCAUAUUGAAGCAGAUGUUAUGGAUUUUUUGCCUCAAUUAAGCAUUAUCAAGCUUAAAAGUGGCUAAUUGAACUAAAAUACAAAUGCAAGGAAUUAAGAAGCUGCAUUAAAAUUGUGACUGUAUUGGUCACGAGGUGGCAGUAAUUGUUUGGUGAGACAAGCACCAGACUCGAUCACCAGAACAACAGGCUCUUUUUGCAGGUUUAAAUUACCUCACAACAGUCACAAUAAUAAUAGUUACAUAAACAUCAUAAUAAUAACAACAUGGGCUACUGGGGCUAAUCAAGCUAAAAUUCACCUCUGAACCCCCGACGUCGCUUCCUGUCCACACAUCCGGAAGACAUUUAUUGCAACAUUCACGAGCACAAGUUUUAUUUAUGUCUUACUAUUCCUAUUUUCUAAGAUCAUAUCUACUAUCUUGGGUGAUAUGAGUGUAAAGGUGACUAUAUGGGCGUUCAUGUUUAGAGGGCUCUAAUAAUGUCAAAAACCGUAUUUAGUAGAUCGUGAACAGGUUUUCUAUGAAAAUAAUCCAUUUAUAAAGAAGAAGAAUACUAUUUAGCGGAAAUUCACUUAUCAAGGUCGGGUCUGGAACCAACUACCCCCCAAUAAACGAGGGAUUGCUGUACUGUGUUCCUCUAAAUUAUACACCGAGUGAAGCUUAUACAUCGGAAUUUACGGAACUUGCGCUUCUUCUAGCGACUACAUAAAAGUAAAAUAAAGUAAAACUACUCACCCUCUGAUGACGCCUGAUGAAGUAGCAGAACUAGGUAAAUGUUUGCAGUUAUACUGCCCCCUCGUGGCAUUUUAUAGGUACAACUAAACUUUCAACGUAGUUUAUUUCGAACUAAAACAAAACCGCACACAGUCAUACCGUGCUAGUUAUUAGCUUAUAUGUUAUACAGUAGCUAUUUGCAUGACUAUUCCUUACUUUCUGUAUGUAAUUUGAUAUUUCAAUUGAUUGUCUUGCAGUCAGAUUCGUUCCUAUGUAGCUGCAAAUUCAAUUUACUAUUCUAUGGUUAUGAUCACACUGUCGUAUCCAGUGUAAUAAGAAGUUAACCGCGAUACAGCACAACGUAAAAACCAAAAAAAUGGUGUACUCACCUCGAUCUUUGGCGACAGGCGCAGACACUGACUUUGCAGUGUACAUUUAGGUAUUCUUGUUCUAUCAACUAUCCAAUCCGUCUAUCCAUUUUCUCACGGGGGCAUGCCGGAGCCUAACCCAGAUGACUUCGGGCAAGAGGCGGCGUACACCCUGGACUGGUCGCCAGCCAAUCGCAGGGCACAUAUAGACACAAACACCCUUUGAAGACACCGGAUAAUGGAGAGGGAUCUGAAGGGUGCUUGCUUGCAGAGCGAUACUUUUUAAGAUGUAUUGCAGCCUUUCUCAUGUUGUAGUCACUUCCAUUAUCAUCACACCUUUUUACCAGUGUAAAAAAAAAAAAAGUGAAAUUGUGUUUACUCACCUUUAACAUUGACAUUUGCAGUGCACGUUUAGUUCGUCUUCCUCUUUUAUUCCUUUCACGGUCAACUUAGCCGUGCCCGUCGGUCUGUGGUUGUCAUCACACUUUUCCUCCUUGCCCUCACAAGUACCCCUUUGUGGUGGCAUCCUACGAAAAAGCCCCACCCCAAAAAGCACAAGCAAUUGUGGAGUUAAUCAUUUCGAUGCUCAAUGAGCUGACGCCUCACAUCGUUUUCCUUUGCAGCAAAACUUGUAGAGAAGAAAGAAGUCCUUUAACAACGUGUGACAUUUCCUGUUUCUUUUUCCUGCGGCGCCAUUAAGGUUGCUGUCUCAGAACUGAAAAAAAAAAAAAAAAAACCCGCUGCUAAGGAUUUUUUCUGUCCAUUGAGUGGCCCAGUGGGGAAUGUAAGUCAGUAGAACAGUGUUUAUUCAGAAGGCUAAUGCCAAUAGCCAUUCCUGAUCAAUAUGUUCCAGGGAGGGUACGGCCAGAGCGCUCUCCACUGAGCGUGUACGCCACUCUCCUGGGAACUGGGAACAAAAAACUCACAGUCAGACCUAUCUGCUCACACGAAAACAAAGUACUGUGGCCCUACAUGACUGACAUUUGCACAAAGAAGUUUUUUAGCAAUAAUCCACCCCGGGGGAUCGGCUUUGUACUCCUGCUUCUGCCUCGACAACACGCUAGGCUACAACUCAUUUCCUGUUGAGUUUGAAAAGUACAAGUUUGAGUGAAAAGCUGGCUGACACCUGGGAAGCUGACCUUUUCGUGCGCUCGUACACAUGUUGUAGCCUUGGGAGUAACCGCAAAAACAUAUUUUAAAAUGAAAUCAACAAUUAGUGGCAUCACGACUCAAAAUUAGUGGGAAAUUGUGCAAGAAUGAUACACAGCAAAACCUUGAAUGACGCUUUUUAAACUAUUUCUAGAUAUUCUAUUGCAUAUCUCUAUAUUUUAGAGUCAAAGUGUCACCAUAAUCAAAUCUGUAUGAACUGUACAAGUCAUGUUUUAAGUAACAUGCAAGUAUAAAAAGUCUCACCUUUGACUUUGGUAAAGCGUAGUCAAUGCAUUGGUUACAUUCCAAAUAAAUACAACAAAUGAUAACAGUUAGGGUGAGGAGCUUGGAGGGGCUCAGAGUCGAGCCUCUGCGCCUUCACAUCGAGAGGAGUUGAGGUGGCUCGGGCAUCUAGUCCAGAUAUCUCGCGAACGCCUCCCUGGUGAGGUGUUCCGGGUAUGCCCAGCCGGGAGAAGGCCCCGGGGCAGACGUAGGACACGCUGGAGGGAUUAUGUCUCACAGCUGGCCCUGGGAACGCCUUGGGGUCCUACCGGUGGAAUAGGGAGAGGUGGCCGGGGACUGGGAAGUCUGGACUUCCCUACUGAGACUGCUGCCCCCGUGACCGAGACCCGGAUAAGCGGAGGAAAAUGGAAUGGGAAAUGGAAUGGAAUGGAAUAACAGUUCACAAUUUUAAAAAGCCACAUGUGUAUGGUGAGGGGUUUUACGGCCUUAAAACAUAUAUACUCUGAAAAAAACGAAGAUGGCUACUUCGCGGAUUUCACUUAUUGUGGGCUAUUUUGGGAACUUAUCCCCCGCUAAGUUUUAGUAAUGUUACAAAAUUAUGACCUUUUUAAAAUCAAGUCUAUGAUUAAUUCUAUCUGAUAAAGCAUGACACAAGCUUUAAUUUGACACGUCAUUUACUUCUCUACGCCAAAUAUCAGAGAUCAUAGAGCAGAUUUUAUACCGGAAAAUAGUGCCUUUGG
Messenger RNA from Dunckerocampus dactyliophorus (ringed pipefish), 6779 nucleotides. It is a transcript of the gene insyn1, whose product is annotated as inhibitory synaptic factor 1. Gene Ontology annotation, cellular component: postsynaptic density. Bases 1575 to 2519 code for a protein of 314 amino acids. NCBI's taxonomy places the organism in Eukaryota, Metazoa, Chordata, Actinopteri, Syngnathiformes, Syngnathidae. The transcript is spliced from 3 exons. Gene Ontology annotation, biological process: inhibitory postsynaptic potential. The record is from RefSeq and is a predicted model, not a curated record.